This is a messenger RNA of Callorhinchus milii (elephant shark), 3880 nucleotides long. RefSeq names its product corin, serine peptidase (gene corin). Lineage: Eukaryota; Metazoa; Chordata; Chondrichthyes; Chimaeriformes; Callorhinchidae. Gene Ontology annotation, cellular component: membrane. Gene Ontology annotation, biological process: acrosome reaction; proteolysis. The coding region runs from base 72 to 3395 and encodes 1107 amino acids. The transcript is spliced from 21 exons. Gene Ontology annotation, molecular function: serine-type endopeptidase activity; protein binding. The record is from RefSeq and is a predicted model, not a curated record.
AAGUGAGAGUGGUGGAGCAGUGCGAGAGGGCAGGAAGGGAAAGCGAGAGGGUCGGGGGCUCGGCUUUUGCAAUGCUCUCCGUGCAACCACGUCCGGCUCUCAAGGCAGCAGAGCAGUACCAGCAAGUCAGCAGCGCUGGGAUGCCGGGCACAGAUGAAGGUGGUGUGGGCGACGCUAUUCCUCAGAAGAUGGGAUCUGUCAAGCACCUCCGCCUCCUGCUGUUUAUCCUUAUUCCAUCAGUCUGCGCCCUCAUCUGUGUACUUGCAAUCCUCUUAGCAUUUAUGGGUGGAAUAGGCGAUGGCUACGUUGAUCAGAAUACAAAUGACAUACUUUCAACCAGUGAGACCGAACAUGCAUCUGUGAUUCCUUACAUAAGCUUUGUAGGAAACAGUUCAGGGGCACAAGCAGGAAUGGACUUGGGGACAAUUUCCCCAUUUGUAAUGACAAAAAAUCUCUCACCCGCUGGUGACCAAAAUGGAGAAGACAAGUUGCUUGAGUCAAGUAGAGAACAUUUGACCAUGAAGAGCUUACAAGAGACCGAUUUGCUGCCUUUUACACCAAGUAGCGCAGUCAGUCCUAGUGACACAAGUUCAGACUCGCUACUCGACUUAGAGGACACAAGCUCAUUGCCUAACAAGAGAGAUGGCGCAUUUAGUUCUCCUGAGGUGUCCACAAGUGCCUCUCCUUUCAACACUGCCUUUCCCAACCUCAGCUCUAUCAGUUUGGCUUCAGAUACUGCCCUUGCACUGGAAUCCUUCGAUUUUAACAUCAGCAUUGAUGCCUGUACAACUAUCAGUUACAGCCAGUGUAAAAUACUACCCUACAAUCAGACUGCUCUACCGCCCAAUCUCACAGACUUCAACACCAGUGACUUGGAAAUGCUCCUCUACAUCUUCAGUCAGCUCAGUCAGCUGCAGUGCUAUCAGUACACCAUGCUCUUUGGCUGUAGCAUUGUCUUUCCAGAGUGUACCAACACCACUGAGAGAACAGUAAUUCUACCCUGCAUGUCCUUCUGUGAGGCUGCAAAGAAAGGCUGUGAGCCCUUACUGCUGGAGGUGAACGCUGAAUGGCCAGAGAUUCUCAACUGCUCCUGGUUUGUCAAUGACACAGAAAUGGAAAACACCAGCGGGAUAUGCUUUUCGCCUGAAAAAGGCAAAGCGAAAAUAUGUCUUGAGAAUUUCUUGUGUGGAAGCGGCUUCUGUAUCGAGAGGAAACUGAUGUGCAACGGCUACAAUGAUUGUGACGACUGGAGCGAUGAGGCACACUGCACUUGUGGUGAAAGCCAGUUUCAGUGUGGCACUGGAAAAUGCAUACUCUACAAUAACACAUGUGAUGGCUAUGAUGACUGUGGGGACCUCAGCGAUGAAAUGGGCUGUGAGUGCAAGCCAGAGGUGGGUUUCAGAUGUGGAGAUGGCAGGUGUAUCCUGAAGUCGUGGGUUUGUGACGGAGACCAUGACUGCUCCGACUAUUCUGAUGAGGUUAACUGCUCUUGCAGCGCCAAAGGUAUGCUGGACUGUGGCAACGGCAAUUGCUUCCUAAAGCUCUUCCAUUGUGAUGGUGAAAAUGACUGUGAAGACUGGAGUGAUGAAGUGAACUGCUCUACCUCUCCUACUGGUAAAUGUGAGCCCAUUUCUCUGGAACUCUGCAUGAAUCAGCCAUACAACUCCACAAUCUACCCCAACUUCAUGGGCCAUAGGAACCAGAAAGAGGUGUUAUUAAGCAAGGCAUUUUCUGUGUUCCCAACCCUUGUCGAGACCAACUGUUACAAGUACCUCAUGUUCUUCGUAUGCACCAUCCUUGUGCCGAAGUGUGAUGAUGAGACUCAUCAGGGGAUCCCUCCUUGCAGGUCUUUGUGUGAGAAUUCCAAGGAGCGUUGUCAGAAACUGCUGAACCUGGUUGGACUAUCUUGGCCUGAUGGCACGGACUGCAAUCAGUUCCCAAGGGAAAAUUUGGACAAUCAGACCUGUCUGAUGCCUGAUGAGAAUGUAGAAGAAUGUUCCCCAAGUCAUUUCAAGUGUAACUCAGGAGGGUGUGUGUUGAUAUCAAGCUGGUGUGAUGGACAGGCAGACUGUGUUGAUCGUAGUGAUGAGGAGGAAUGUGAUUGUAUUAAGCGAGGCCUCUGGGAAUGUCCCACUGAGAAGACCUGUAUCGAGUACAGAAUGGUCUGUGAUGGGAUCCAGGACUGUGUUGACAGCGCGGAUGAAAAGAAUUGCUCAUUCUGCAAAGAGAAUGAGCUGGAGUGCAGAAGCCAUGCCUGUGUGCCCCGUAAAGUUUGGUGUGAUGGAUCGAGCGAUUGUCCUGAUGGCUCAGAUGAAUUGAACUGUGUGUCACUGUCAGAACAUGGCAAUUCCUCAUCUCUGCUGGUUGUGCACAGGUCUUCUGCUAACUAUCAUGUGUGCGCUGAUGAUUGGCAGGAGGAGCUGAGCCAACUAGUCUGCAAGCAGCUUGGAUUAGGAGGUACUCUGACAGUGACUCAGCUUCUGUCAGAAUACGACCAGUCGCAGCAGGGAAAGUUGCUUCGCCUAAGUCCUGAUUGGCGGAAUAAGAAUGUUUCAACUGUGCAGGCUUCAUUACGAAAAGGUGAGCUGUGUCAAAGUAAAAGCAAGGUAUCGCUCCACUGCACUAGAGCAGACUGUGGUCUGCGCCCAGCAAUCCGACUCAACAAGAGGAUCCUGGGAGGUCGAAACAGCCGUCUCGGUCGCUGGCCUUGGCAUUGCUCACUGCAAGCGGACCACAGCGGGCACCUUUGUGGCUGUGCGCUGAUUGGGAGUAAAUGGGUUUUGACGGUGGCACAUUGUUUUGAAGACCGCGAGGAUGCAGAUAUCUGGAACAUUGUGUUUGGUAUCAAUAACAUGGAUCACCCAUCAGAGUUUAGACAGGUCCGGAAGGUGAAGCGGAUUAUCUUGCACCCACGGUAUAAAAGGAAGGUUGACGAUUUUGAUAUUAGUUUGGUGGAGUUGAUUGAAGAAGUAACAGAGACCAGUUAUGUCAGGCCUGUCUGCCUGCCCAGCAAGGACCAAGUGGUAGAACCAGAUACCUACUGCUUCAUCACAGGAUGGGGAAACAUGGGCAACAGAUUUCCAGCCAAACUUCAAGAAGGAGAAGUCCGCAUCAUUGGACUUGAUCGUUGUCAGGCACUCUUUGACAUAAAGACCAUCACUUCUCGAAUGUUGUGUGCAGGAUAUGAAGGUGGAACAGUGGACUCUUGCAAGGGAGACAGUGGGGGACCUCUCGUCUGCGAACAGCCUGGCAAGAAAUGGACAUUAUUCGGCCUCACCUCUUGGGGAUCUGAUUGUGGUUCAAAUCUCUUUGGUCCCGGCAUUUACAGCAAUGUUACUCAUUUUGUUGAAUGGAUUGAGAGGCAAAUAUACAUCCAUACUUUUUUAUCUAAAUAAAUCUUUCAAACAACAGGACAUCAUCUGAGCUAAAACAACAGAUGUUGAGAGGUGGCAGCAAAACAAAGACUGCAAACCAUCCUGAAGACCAUUUCCCACCAUCCACUGAAAGCAUUUGGCAAAUAUUCACUAGGAUUAACUGUCUUCAAGUUGGAUCAAUUAUUUCCCUAAUUGUCUCUUAGAAGCAACAUCAUGUUUUGUAAACUGUAAAGGUUGAAAACAUUCAUCCCGUUAUUCUAUUCCAUGGUACCCUGGUACAACAGCCACCUCCGUUCCCCUAAAGCACAGGUGGCUUAAAUGAAACUUAACAGUCCAUCGGCAGAUCUGGCUGGACCUUAUCAAAUCUUAUGCUCCGUCCUCGCCUCCACUAAAUCGUGGUUCUACUCCAAGACAAUCUUGGAAGCUAAGGACUACCCCAGACUCCUCCACCACCUACCGGCUCCUCUGCCCACCCUCUCACGCCUCGCCCAUCCUCACCUCAAAUA